Pecten maximus is the source of this 1923-nucleotide messenger RNA. RefSeq lists its product as uncharacterized. Lineage: Eukaryota; Metazoa; Mollusca; Bivalvia; Pectinida; Pectinidae. The transcript has a single exon. The record is from RefSeq and is a predicted model, not a curated record. The coding region runs from base 824 to 1294 and encodes 156 amino acids.
UUUGAAACAUAAAUUGAUUAACUGGCAUUGUCGGGCUGACGUCAUACAUAAAAGGAUCAUAUUGCCCCCUACCACUUCACAGCGCCAGAGACCGAUGGUGUCAGUAUGGGGCGAGUAUAUACACGUGUAUGUACAUGAUGUAAGCGAUAUGCCACCUUAUAAUACACAUAUGUGUACCCCCUACCUGGCGAGUAUGCGUGUGGACGUGUCGACCAACUAAAAGUAGCAGUCUGUGCGAAACAACGAUUAUGUGCUACACAACUCACAUGCUACGCGGACUUGGAGACUCUGCACAGAGAAGCACUGUGGUUAUCUGUUGAUAAGGUACUAAACAAAACGAGGGACGGUGUGAACGAAACUUGUGUUUGAAUGGAUAAUAACAACGAUAUACGGCAUUAAUUGGAUCAACGUUAAAUACUUUGCAUGAAUAUUUCAUAAAAGUCGUGCUGCCGCAGUAUGAUUCAUCCCAUCGCAUUUGUGUGAAUUAAAAAGAACAUUUGUCAAACACUUCCAAAUGUCCUUGAAUUGAAACCGAAGGUUACCAAUGAAAAGUGCCGUUAAGUUUCUAUAUUUGGAAUAUAGCGGUGUGCUGGAAAUUCGAAGGGGAUUCCCGUUUUGAUGUGUUCGGUUUAACGAGACUUUCGGUGGAAGGAAUUUCCUUGUGGGGGUAUCUUACGGAAUAACAGUGGCUUCCCUAGGCGACCUUGAAAGACUUUUUGGUCGUGAAUUGGAAAGUCUGAAUAUAAGUGUUGUGAACAGACCUGCACCUGCAUUGGACACUUCUUUUGAUUGGAUUACCUCCCCUCACAGUCCCUCCCGCCAAAUGUCAAAUUCUCACUUCACCAUCUCCCCCCGGGAUGCCGGUCGCCUCGUGCAAUCUCACCGGAAGUCAGAUGACGAACAACAUUGCUUUCUACUUCAAAUAUCAUUCCAAACAGUGUAUAGUGAUGCAGAUAUACCAAACAGUGUCAUAAAAAAACUGCCCCGCCUGGUGAAUGGCAUUCCACUGGGGGCUGGACUCAUGGCCCGGGACCAGCUUGGCAGCAUUCGCUGGCGGUAUAUAGAGGGUGGACGCAAGAUGCACACAUUUGUUUCCAAACCAAUUUGUCAAGAAGAUGCAGAGGAAACGAAACGAGCUUUAAAAGACAGACUUGUGAAACAAUCUCAUGCGAUAUUUGGGGACAUUACGGUAAAGGCGACUGUUAUUUUAUCUCAAUGUUUGAACUUUGACGACGAUUUUAUCAUCAAUGACAUUGCUAUACCUCUUGACGAGGGCCUACACUUUCGAGAUUAGAUUGUCAUUUAUAUUAUUUUCAUUUUUUUUUGAUGUUGAGGUCGUUUCAUAUUUUCUAGAGUUUUAUAUUUUGUGUUGAGUUGAUGUAGAAACAGUUUGAGUAUUUUGCUAGUCAUGAAAUGUUUGUAUAAUCUCAAAAAAGACUGAAAUAAGUUAUGCUAGGCGGUGACCUACAAUGUAUAGAUUUGUGUUAUUGCACAUGUGUCCGCCGUGCGUGGGUGUGUGUAUGUAUGCACGUGUGUGUGGAUGUGUAGCGCAACUACGAACGUUGAUGGCUCUGUAACCCUGCACGUAUGUCGGUAUAAGAUGUGCACGUGUGUAAGAUUCAAUAGAAAUUCUAUACUUUAUAUACACAAAUGCAUUUGCAUAUCUAUAUAAGUGUAUGGACGUGCCAGUAUUCACCGAACCAAGAGCGAAUAGAGAGAGGGCAUGAGUCCAGUAUUGGGGUAUGCUAAUUAUGUCCAGUAAGGGGCGUAUGCCAAUUACACAAUUGUUGUGAUGUUUCAUGACGCAUGUGCAUGGGAGAUUAUGUACAACAAGAUUGUUUCUACACAAACUUAUACCUUGUAAUACACAUAUGUCUGCCGUUGUCUUUCAUUGACCUUAAUAACAUCUUUGUUACACAAAUC